Messenger RNA from Osmia lignaria (orchard mason bee), 775 nucleotides. It is a transcript of the gene PolE4, whose product is annotated as DNA polymerase epsilon subunit 4. Gene Ontology annotation, cellular component: nucleus; epsilon DNA polymerase complex. Gene Ontology annotation, molecular function: protein heterodimerization activity. The record is from RefSeq and is a predicted model, not a curated record. Gene Ontology annotation, biological process: DNA-templated DNA replication. Lineage: Eukaryota; Metazoa; Arthropoda; Insecta; Hymenoptera; Megachilidae.
UAGUACUGUAUCUAUAUAAGGUUAUCAUAUCUUAUAGAAUAAUCGAAAUAUAUCGAAAUUUUAUCGGUCAAAUGUAAACGAAUAUUUUUACUACAAACCAAUGUGAACAUGGCAAAUUUUGAAAACGAAGGAAAUGUAAGUGACAGAGAAUUAAAUGAAAGCAAUGCUGGUAUCGGCGGAGAAAAUUCUCAGGAUUCUCAAGAGGAGGUAGAAAAUAAUAUGCGAACUGAUGAAGAACAAAAGGAAAAGUUAGUGAGGUUACCACUAGGUAGAAUAAAAACAAUUAUAAAAAUGGAUCCUGAAGUGAACAUGAUUAACCAAGAAGCCGUUUUUUUAAUUGCAAAGUCUACGAUAUUGGAGCUGAUGAGUAGUAACGCACAAUAUUAUCACUGUAGUAACAUGAUGAUAUACAUAAUCAGCACUGAAUGACUGAACUUCACACGGGGGGGGGGAGGAGGACUGAUCAUCCAAAAACUGACUAAUACGCAAAUCAGUUAAGCAGGGAAAAAUUAAAAUUAAUCGAAUGAAAUUUAAUCAAAUAUUUUGAGAUUAAAUAGUCACAACAACAGUACUUCUUUGAAAUAAUUUCUUCUGUAUUACAAAGAUUUUGUAGAAAAGGUACUUUAUUUAAAGAGAAAAUAUCAAUGAGCUUAAAUUUUUGAACAAGAAUUUUAAAGAAAUUUUUUUUCUAUCGUCGUAUCGUUCCUUUGCAUACAACUUUUCUCUAAUACAUUUUUAUUUCCAAAAAAUAAUAAACAUACUUAAAUACUUCGAA